This is a messenger RNA of Anoplophora glabripennis (Asian longhorned beetle), 3547 nucleotides long. Its product is annotated as cGMP-dependent protein kinase, isozyme 1. Gene Ontology annotation, molecular function: cGMP-dependent protein kinase activity; ATP binding. NCBI's taxonomy places the organism in Eukaryota, Metazoa, Arthropoda, Insecta, Coleoptera, Cerambycidae. The transcript has 11 exons. The coding region runs from base 372 to 3353 and encodes 993 amino acids. The record is from RefSeq and is a predicted model, not a curated record. Gene Ontology annotation, biological process: protein phosphorylation.
AGGUAGCGUCUAUGGGGUAUCCACAAUCGGAAGGACCAGCGGCACACACAGGGCGGUAAAAAUAAACCAAUACGCCCGGCCAUCUACGAACAGUGAUAAGAUUACAGUGAUAAUACUGCUCGGUAAUGAGGAUGGCAAGGUCGGUGGGGACUGCUGAAUUAGAUGGAAUUAAGUCCGCUAGAUUAAUGCACGUUCGCCAAAUAGUUGUAGCGGACGCUUUGGCAGCGUUUUAUUUUGAAUAAGUGUCCACUUAACAAGUAAAGUACGUUUAUAAAUAACCUUCUUGUGUGAGUGUUUUUUUAAAAGUUAUGAUGACUUGUGUUUUACGUGAGUUUUGUGGCAGAUGAUUAACAAAGACUGAAACCUUCCCGAUGACCAAAUCUGGGCUCCACGACAGGACGUCAUCCUAUUUAAAUCAAAUAAGUAACCUGAUGGUCGAGGAGUCCUAUAGUUUGAAGUCGUAUCCCGCGUCGGUGACGGAACUUUCGGCGAUGCUGGUCCAUGCGCACAAGGAGUCGCUACCUGAGUGCGAAUCCUCCCCUUCCAAGGCAGGUGAGUCGACGCGCGCGGUCUUCAAAAAGUCCCACACGUGCGGAAGUCUAUACGCAAAGUGCGGGUGCAACAAUGAAGCCAACGGCUUUCGCCAUUCCUACGACUCCCAAUUCUCGUCCGAGAAGCGCUCGUCGAACCCCAGCCUAUCUAACAUCUACCCCAGAGCGGACACGAAGAGGCUCUCCAGUCCAGAGAUACACGAGUUCCAGCACUCACCGCGACAUCCCCAGGUUUGCUUAACGCCAAAGUUCGCCAAAACCCCGACGCGGAACAUAGUCAAAGCCAAUGUCUACCUGAACCAUCCGGAGAUCAACUUCCCCAUACCCGUGGAGGUGCCCAAAGAGGAUUGUGAUAAACUAGUGCCAAAACAGAGCAAGUCCCUUUCCAAUUUAUACCCGGAAAUAAAAAAUAAACUGGACUACCACAAGUAUACCGCGUUGGUGUAUGAAUCUCAACACCAGAACCACCACAACUACAACGAAGAAGAAGCGAGAAAGUUCCUGAGAGACUUCGGUAUAUUCGGACCAAUGGGUAACGGUGUAGCGACUAAUCUGAGGAAGACUUCCAAGAGCUCUGUGGAUGAAGAGACUAUCCAGCAGAUCAGGAGGAACUCCAAAAGUCUUACUGAAGCUAAGAGGAGAGGUUCGGUAUCUCACGAAGACUACGAGUACCUCAAGUCCCUCGUUAGCAGACUGAAGAAGGAGUUGGCAGAUUUGGAAUUGAAGUAUGAGACUUCGCAGUCCGAACUGUACGAUGCCAAGAAGAACUUGAAUUGCAAAGAAUCUGAGGUGUUGAGGUUACAGAGGGAAGUCCACAAACUGAAGAGUGUUCUUCAGCAGACCACAACCUUCGGUCAGGAUGGCGACAUCCUCACGAGCAUCCAAGCUCAACACGCCAUGGCGAACAGAGCGCCACCUAGCCAACCUUCGCUUAACAGCAGCAGCGUGCCGAAGAAACAGGGAGUGUCAGCGGAAUCUAGCGAAGCUACUGGGGAAGCUAGUCACAUCACUAUUACGAAGCAUGAUAAAGACUUUAGAUCCAAACAGCUCAUCAAAGAUGCCAUCAUGGAUAACGACUUCCUGAAGAACUUGGACACGUCGCAAGUGAGGGAAAUAGUCGACUCCAUGUACUCCAAGGAAUUCCCUGCUGGUUCCCUGGUGGUGCGUGAAGGAGAAGCUGGCAUUCAUCUGUUUGUAUCCGCUGAAGGCGACUUCGAAGUGAUCAAAGAUGGGAAAGUUCUGGGUCAUAUGGGGCCUGGAAAGGCCUUUGGCGAACUUGCCAUUUUGUACAACUGUACAAGAACUGCGUCGAUAAGAGCUGUAACGGGAUCCAAAGUAUGGAUGCUGGACAGAAAAGUCUUCCAACAGAUAAUGAUGCGCACAGGGCUUCAAAGACUGCAAGACAAUAUAAACUUCCUCAAGUCGGUGCCGCUUCUGCAGAGCCUCAGCAACGACGUGCUGGCCAAAAUCGCUGACGUGUUGGAGGUGGAAUUUUACCCAGCAGGAGCGUACAUCAUACGACAAGGAGCUAGCGGGGAUUCGUUCUUCAUCAUCAGCAGUGGAUCUGUGAAAGUAACACAAAGACUUCCAGGUAGAUUAGACGAAGAGGAAAUCAGGGUGCUUCAGCGUGGGGACUAUUUUGGAGAACAAGCGCUGUUGAAAGAAGAUUGCAGAACUGCAUCAGUGAUCGCCCUACACCCAGGAGUGGAAUGCCUGACCCUGGACAGGGAUUCGUUCAAUCAACUAAUAGGAGACUUGAGCGAAAUCAAAGAGAAAGAUUACGGAGACGAGGAGAGGUUGAACAAACCGUCGGGCACGGCUCUGAUAGAACAGAUAGAGUAUGACUAUAUCAAGCUAGAUGACCUAGAAGUGGUAGCCACACUGGGUAUAGGAGGAUUCGGUAGGGUAGAACUGGUCCAAUACAUGCACGAUCCUUCCCUAACGUUUGCCUUAAAAUGCCUGAAGAAGCAACACAUUGUCGAUACUCAACAGCAGGAUCACAUCUACAGCGAACGAAAUAUAAUGAUGAGCUGUAAAAGCCCAUUCAUUUGCAGACUUUACAGAACAUUCCGAGACACAAAAUACGUAUACAUGAUGUUAGAAGCUUGCCUAGGAGGAGAAGUAUGGACCAUUUUGCGAGACAGGGGGUGUUUCGACGACCACACCACUAGAUUCAUCGCGAGUUGCGUUAUCGAAGCUUUCGAUUACCUGCACACAAGAGGUAUCAUCUACAGAGACCUGAAACCGGAGAAUCUACUCCUCGACUCCAGGGGUUACGUCAAAUUGGUGGACUUUGGAUUUUCUAAAAGACUGGGCUAUAGCAGUAAGACCUGGACGUUCUGCGGGACACCAGAGUACGUGGCACCGGAGACUAUUUUGAACAAAGGUCACGACAGGUCUGUGGACUACUGGGCGUUAGGAAUUUUGAUGCACGAAUUGCUGACGGGAAAUCCACCUUUUACGGCGUCUGACCCCAUGAAGACCUACAACCUCAUUUUGAAGGGCAUCGAUAUGAUCGAUUUCGCAAAACAUAAUAUUGGAAGAUCUGCUCAGAGUUUAAUAAAAAAAUUGUGCAGAGAUGCGCCUUCAGAAAGACUGGGAUAUCAGCGAGGGGGGAUUCAAGACAUUAAAAAACACAAGUGGUUCCAGGGCUUCGACUGGGACGGCCUCAUUAACAGGACCCUACCAGCGCCCAUUCAACAGCCCGUCAGAGGUCCUUGCGACACCUCGAACUUCGACUGUUUCGGGAAAGAUAACGACAUUCCGCCAGACGAGCUAUCCAACUGGGACAUCAAUUUCUGAUCCAGCCCCUUCCUUGAAUCUUCUUUCUAGUCCGCGCGAAACGAUUGAUAAAUCUUUACAGGGUAGUUGUAUAAUUGUUACAUUCAAGCCAUAUUGUGAGACCGUGCGAAAAUAUUUUAAUAUCGCCUAACGUCUAAGACAAUAAUAUUAUAUUUAUCUAUAUAUGAGAUCUGUAAUAAACGAGUUUAUCUUUU